Messenger RNA from Wyeomyia smithii (pitcher-plant mosquito), 11408 nucleotides. It is a transcript of the gene bi, whose product is annotated as optomotor-blind protein. Gene Ontology annotation, cellular component: nucleus. The transcript has 9 exons. Gene Ontology annotation, biological process: positive regulation of DNA-templated transcription; regulation of transcription by RNA polymerase II; cell fate specification. Lineage: Eukaryota; Metazoa; Arthropoda; Insecta; Diptera; Culicidae. The record is from RefSeq and is a predicted model, not a curated record. Bases 3661 to 5787 code for a protein of 708 amino acids. Gene Ontology annotation, molecular function: RNA polymerase II cis-regulatory region sequence-specific DNA binding; DNA-binding transcription factor activity, RNA polymerase II-specific.
GUCGUUUUCGUCAUCGUUGUUUUCGACGUGGAGUGUCUUCUUCGGUACGGCCGUGAGUGCGGGAGAUUCCGUUUUUUUUUUCGUUGUCGUUCCAUCGUUGGCCACCUCCGUUAUCGCUAGAAACUUUUUGCUGUUCGUUUUUCCACCAAACCAACCGACGGCAGGCAGAUAGCUCCUCCGUCGUUGACUGUGUGGUGUGGAUUCGCGCGCGCCUCAGUCUUUCUCUCGUGGCAAAAGCAUAGUAAAUAAUAGCAAUAAUACCAGCCAAACCAAGCAAUAACACACGAACGGCAUCGAAAAAAAAAUCAACAGCAUAAGCAACACAUUUUAACACACAGCCUGCUGCUGCUCGGCUCGCAUGAAAUGUAUGAAAAUCUUUUUCACUUCAACCUUACACCAACGGCGGCACGUUGACCAGAUCGCAGUUUGUGUGUGAAAUUUGUGCGGCGCGUCGUCAAUCUCGCGUCGUUCGUCGCCUCGGCAGUGGGACUUUUUGGUUUGCUCGUUGGCCAGCGAAUGCUGUCCGCUUAUUUGCCGGUACCGUCAUCUCGGUUCGAGCGUGUGUUGUUUUUUCUCAAUUUGUUAAGGACACGGACUGUGCCACUAAAAAAUAGGAAUAAAUUUGAAACUCACCAGUCUCGCUACAAACGAUUAUUAUCGUGCAGCGUUCUCUAAAGUGCGAGUGUGAAAUUGCACCUCCGGAAGCAGAAGAAAAGUUUGUGUUUGUGUUUUUCAGGAAGCUUACUACCGCGAGGUUCUUAGAUAGUAAUCGUUGUGCACCAGCGAAACGGCUGGCCGGGGAUUGGUCACGAUUGCAGUUGACCGAGGACCUAUUUUAAUUAACCCUUAUGUGGAUUUGCUUGCCAUGGAUCCUGGUGGACCCAUCCACGUUGUGCUUACGAGUGUAGCUAGAACAUGAAACUGGAAUGUUGUGGGGUUAGCAAGCAAACAAAACAGUGAAAAGUAAUUGAGGAGAAGAUUUGAUCACUUUGGCGCCGUGUUGGUGAAGCGAAAGCUCUCGGUAAACAACUUUUCGUCUUGGACUGCUGCUCCUGCUGCUGCUGCUGCUGUUCAAACAAUCCAAUCAAUAGCAAAAAGGAGAGAAUUUUUCUUGCCUGAUAGGGACAAUGGAGCAGCCUGCCAUCAUCGAUCUAGCAGAAAGAGGAUAUGUACUGUAAGAAGAUAUCGCACAAUAAAUUUUCUUAGAAGAAGUAAAAAAACAUGCAAGGCGGAAUUCCAGUAUCCCGUUGUUGUAACAGCCAGUAAGUGCGAUAUAGGUAUAGACAAAAAAUCAAUAAAGACCAAAAUUGUUUUCGGACAGAUUCAGCUCAACUGAAGCGAAAAACUCACAUUCAACUUUUUGUUGCCUUCAUCCGAGUAGGCUGCAAUAAGGGAGCCCAGCAGAUACGGCCCCUAGGAAACGGACAGGAAAACAGUUUGAAGAAGAGCAAAAAGAGAAGAGCAAAGCAAAGGAAGAAGCAUCGAACCAAUAUCCUUACGCACGCACGGAGAGAAAAAUCACAGCUACGAGUGUAAUAAUGAAUUUGGUAAAUUUUACGCCAAUCUGUGGGUGUUGGUUACGCUACUAGUGCUGCUGUCGAUAGUACUCCCUCUGCUGUCGUUUUGUUGAACCUGCAGUCGAGACGGUGGUGGGUGGUAGAAUAUUAACCUGGUGGAGGUGGUGAAAUGUAAGUGUCGAUUCCACCACUGUACGGCACCGCAACCAGCGCCCACUAUUCGAACUCUCUCCCCCCAAACAGCCACGAGUGUUAGUGCUCGCGGUGCUCAUCGCUGUGUGAGAGUGCAUAAACCCCACUAAUGACUUUAUAGAACGGUUGGUGAGGCGUUAGGAAGUGUCACACGACCGUAUCGUUACAACUACACACUCAGCCAAGGGAACAUCUCUCGGACUGACUGACAAAGGCAAAACGCUAGACAGAAGAGUCUCUAUUGCGCAUAAAUUGAAAGCAUAUUGGAUGUUGUCGCUAUUUUUUCGCUGACAUGAAAAACUUUACCAGUGUGUUGGUGUGAAAUAAUAUCAAAUUAUAUUACACCCCAGUUUGGUGUGUUGGUGUGUCAACCCGUGAGCCGCAACACGACACAAGAGAAUAAAUAAAGAGUAUGCACGAAAAUGAAUAUGUCCACGCACGCAUACACUGCUGCCGAAGUAAACCCGCAAACAACCCAAAAGAGGGAGAGUUUGUAAAAAUAAUAAACAACGGCAUCAAAAGAAAAUAAAUAACAGCUCCAAUAUACACAUGCACCUAGAAGAUAGUGUCGAGUCUUGUCGUGGGAGAGAAGGAGUGUGGCCAGCAAAUGUAUGAGAAGCCGCGAAGAGAGAUGAAAGGAAUGCCACAAGACUGAGCAGCAAGAAAAAAAAAAGAGUCAAAGCCCUCUUUAAUAAUCGCAAUCGCACCCCCGCCGACGGAGUCCACCAACGUUCACACUACCAGCGUCAACGGAAAGUCUCCUUCCGAGAACCGGUUUUUGUCCUCUUCUUGGUGACGACGACUUCACACAAGACUUUUCGCUCUCUAAUCCGAUGUUAGUGUGCCGAUUGGACGCGACACACCAAUCCGCGACGAUUAUCACACAAAAUAGAGGGAGUGGCCUGACUACAAGCAGCACCGCAUUCGACGGAGUGUGUGUGCACACUGGUGCGAGCGAGAGGAACAGAGGGGUGCGGCCGACACCAGUUCGACACGAAAGGUGUGAUUACAGACACCAAAAACCAGACACCAAGCGCUUAGUUUGUCGCUGCAGCGGUAACCAGUUCAUACACGGCCGGCGUGAAGUUAGCAUCGUUGUUGUUGUUGUAGUUUUUGUUUCACUUUUUUCUCUCGCUCUCGUGCGGCUCUCGCAGCCUCCCCCUCGCAAUUGUGGAGCCCAACGCAGCACCCUCCCCAACCAUUAACACAAUGAGUCCAGUGGAUCCGGUAUGGAUGUGAGUGUUUCACGCCAUUUCACGAUACAACACGCACUUUUCACGACUUUUUCGAUGCGUAUUAGUAGUGGCUCCGUCCGUAGCGGUCCGAAUCUGGUGGCACAGGCUAAUAAGCCCUGCGGUGUUGUCGUAAACGAAGCGUGUGUAAACCCGACUUUUUCUUUCGCGAUCUACAGAUUCGAGAGCGGCGCCGAGAAAUUUCGUCGAAAUUAGGAUAAACCAACAAAGCUGCAGAAAAGCUAACAUCGCAGUUUUUGGGUACGGCCGGAAGUGUGAGUGUUACGUGUUAUACCGAACCGUGUCGAAUAUUUACCACAGGAGCCUUCUGCACUGCGCCCGCUUAGCGACCUAGUAAUUAAUUAUUGAAAGCUCCAAAUUAAAAUAUUGCCCAACCUGUUACAGUACCAAAUGCUCUAGUUAGCUCGACUUGGAAAACAAUCAGUGAUGUGAGUGACAGAAGGGUAUGAAUUAUCAUGAAUAUAUUAUGCAAGAAAAUUAAUUACUGUGAAUGUACUGUGAAUUUACACUGAAAGUUAAGAAAAUCCUAACAAAGUGCCGUGUUACAUGGAUAAAUAUAAAGCGAUUCAGUAAUAUUGGGAGGAAAGAAAUCAGGAGUAAUUUUUCAGAUUAUUUUAUCCGUCGCCGUGGCCGUAGUAAAGUAGUAAGGAAAACAACGACGAGACACACGUGUGGUGCGAACUCUCGGUGAUGUUGUGAUGAGAUACGACGGUCAAGAAUUACUUCAAUCUGACGAAUUCAGUAGGCCGGCGAAGGGAAUGGCCUACCAUCCAUUCCUGCAGCUACCGAGACCCACUGACUUCAGCGUGUCGUCGCUGUUGACUGCGGGCUCUCCGCCGCAAGGACAGAACUCGCCAAGCGCCGGAGGUGCCGGAGUGGCAGCAGCUGCUGCCGCGAGUGCUGCCGCUGCCACCGCCGCUAACGUUCCGUACUUUCCGGCCGCCGCCCUAGCGGCCCUUUCUGGUGCCCCCGGUGGGCCCCCGCCACAUUUGUACCCGGGGGCACUGUUGCCCAAGUUACCUCCACACCAUCCGCAUCCGCACCACCCACUCGGAACGGCGUACACAACCGCAGAGGACGUUGUAAUGGCUGCCGUCGCUGCCCAUCAGCACCAUUCGGCGAUGAGACCACUGCGGGCGCUACAACCAGAAGAUGACGGAGUUGUCGAUGACCCCAAGGUGACACUCGAGGGCAAAGAGCUGUGGGAGAAGUUCCACAAGCUCGGAACGGAGAUGGUCAUCACGAAAAGUGGCAGACAAAUGUUCCCGCAGAUGAAAUUUCGAGUGUCGGGACUAGAUGCAAAAGCGAAGUACAUUUUGUUACUAGAUAUCGUGGCUGCGGAUGACUAUCGGUACAAGUUUCAUAACAGCCGAUGGAUGGUGGCUGGUAAGGCGGAUCCGGAAAUGCCGAAACGAAUGUACAUCCAUCCGGACUCACCAUCAACCGGCGAGCAGUGGAUGCAGAAGGUUGUCUCGUUUCACAAGCUGAAACUGACCAACAACAUUAGUGAUAAGCAUGGAUUUGUCGGCGAUGCCUCCGUCGUCUGGACGAUACUUAAUUCAAUGCACAAAUACCAGCCCCGAUUUCACUUAGUCCGAGCAAACGAUAUCCUGAAGCUACCGUAUUCUACGUUUCGGACGUACGUGUUUAAGGAGACCGAGUUCAUAGCCGUUACUGCAUAUCAAAAUGAAAAAAUAACGCAAUUGAAAAUAGAUAAUAACCCUUUUGCGAAAGGAUUUCGUGAUACCGGCGCUGGAAAGCGGGAGAAAAAUGGCUCUUUCCCUCUUUCCAGCUGCUCUGCUUUCCGACAAUCGCUGAUAGGUCAACGGAGUGGAGACGGUGACAAGCUAAGCCCGAGUUCCGUCAGCUCCUCCCGAGGUCCAGCUGGAUUGGACCACCGAACGAAUAGCAUAUCAAACCUAGACGACGACGACAAGCUACUGGAUGUCGUCGGGCCACCGCAAAGUCCGCUUCUCUCCCUUAGCCAGCAAAUGCAGCAUCAUGCAGGUUGGUUCAACUUUGAAGACGUACAGCGAGCAGAAGAAGCUAUGCGAAGGCGGCUUCAAUCCGAUGAGAACGAGCGCGACGGAAGUGAUUCCAAUUGCUCGGACAGUGUUUCAGGAAGCACAGGUGCCUUUCGUCCGACUUCGGGCAGUCCUAAGGAGUCAUCAAGUAGCGCCGGUACAUCAUAUCCUUCGCCGAAUAUCUCCGUGGGGCCACCAAUCCACCCGCCGCCACACUUGUUACCGUAUCUCUAUCCACCGGGUCUGUACCCCCCACAUCAUCUGUCUCUGCUGCAUAACCACGCGGCGGCGGCAGCGAUGAACCCAAGCUUACUAUUCAAUGCCCAACUUGCCCUGGCGGCACAACAUCCGGCCUUUUUUGGUCACUACUCUGGUCACUCACCAUCCUCGCCACUGCACAGCCUCAAAGGCCAUCGGUUUUCGCCGUAUAGUUUGCCCGGAUCAGGUAUUGGAUCGGCAUUUGAUGCCGUUACACCCGGAUCUAAUUCCGGGGGUCCACGUAGUCUUAGCAGUAGUCCCCAUCCACGAGCUGCCUCAAAUUCGCCGCCCACCAGGCCAAUCUCGGUUUCGCCAACACCAACGCAAAACCCUACGUCUCCGGUUUCGGCAGAAGCAACGUCCGCUGCAAUUCCUCCACCACAGGCAGCUUCUACGGCACCUACGGUUACGGCUAUGCCUUCGAACUCACCAUCCGAGUUGAAAAGCAUAGAGAAAAUGGUCAAUGGACUAGAAGUGCAGCACAACAUCAAUGGUAAUAUGGAGAAUAGCAAGCUUCAGCAACUCGCCGGACACGAUCAGUGACGACUCCUGGACUGUCCAACGAGUGACAGCAAUCUGAAGCUCGACCAGGACAUGUGACAGUUGGCAAUAAGUUCCAGCAAGCUAUUCAGUGCACUAUGAAUUUCUUGCACGGUGUCUGUCAUCGGUCUUCAUACCCACGGGGCAAGGGUUUCGUAUGAGAAGCAUGUUAGAUGAACCUGUUAUUUAGAUGAAUUACUGUGCAAAUAUUUAUGAUUAAAGCUUAGACCGCAGCGGAAGGCUGGGAACGCGAUCAGUCACGAAUAAUGAAGCGUCUAGGAGUUUUGUGUAAAGUUAGCUAAAUGAAUCCUUAAAGGGUCAUAUAAAAAUUUGCAUUAUUUUAAAAACUACCAACAUGUUCAAUUUCAAUCGCUUAGUAUUGAUCGUACUCUGGACCGAACAGGUGUAUAUUAGCAAUGGAGGCAGAGAGAUGGACAGAAAGGCCGUACUCCGGGUGCGCUAAUGGAGAAAUACGAACCAGUAUCAUUAAAGAAAAUCUCAUCGCGAAUAAUUUCAUCUUACAACUUAUUGAAAAAAAAUGGAUGAAAAACCUUUACCAAAGAGUCGAUAAACUAUUGUAAAUUAUAUUGUUGUACAGGAACGAAGUAAGAUUUGGCUCUCUGAGAGACUGAUCUUCAAACAAAUGGCUGGUCGGAGUAUAGUGAAAUCGUCAAAGGUUAGUUUCUACUGAGCGCAAUAAUCCUAACAUGCGGAAUUGAUACAGAAAGUAUUAAGCUAUAAACUGCCCAAGUCAAAACAACUAAUUGUGGGUCUGCAGUUUCAUGGUUCAUUUAUUCAGCUCUUUUUUAUCAUUUCAUUUACCGCAUAACUUUUUUUUAUGAAAUCUAUUCACCUGCAUCACUAUCUUGGCAUUAUUAAACGCGAAUAAAAUUACUUUCGAUCGAAAUCUUUAUGAGGAAAUAAAAUAAAGCGAUGCUCUAAAUGGUAAGAAACACAUAAACCAUAUGCAGCUGGUGAUCAAUCGUUUAUUUUCGAACUGAUGUAUAUUUCCAGUUCUGUAAUUUCUACAAAUAUUCGAAGCAGCGGUACAAUAUUCUGCCAGAAAAAGAAAGCAUUACUGUCAUGGGGAAUCAACUGGUAUAAACAGAGAUUACGUAAACGCGCUGGAGUGUGACUUUUGAAACAUGUGUUUUUAGAAUUAUAUUGCGUGAUUGUUUUCUGUUGAGUUUAGAACAUAUUUUUUUCAUCAGAAAUCAAUAACAUAACUAUUUUCUAAACCCGAAAAUUUUACAAAUGACGCAAAGGUACCAUGAUGAGCCUAAUGAAAAUGUUCAAAACCAUGUCAUUUGCCCUGAUAUUUCAAAUAAUUUCCAGUCAGCCUAUACGCUUUGUGCAGCUUGCUUUAUUAUAAACCUUCGAUGCUCAGAAUUUUUUCACAAAAACUGUAUUUUUUCCAUUGGACAAUCUAGUCUAUUUGUUCAAAGCAAUAAAAAAAGUUUAGUAAAGCAAUGACCUUUAACCUUUUUUUUUUAAAUUGUUGUUAAUUAACAACAUGAAGAAUACGAAUUAGUCAAGUACCUCACGUACCUCGUUUUGCGUCAAUCAUAUUUCUAAGAUAUGUUCAAAUCCACAAAAUCAGUCAUAUAUCUGCUUGCAUAUCAAUGUCAAGUUCAGAUGGGAACAUUGUUAUUUAUAUACAACGUGGGCAUGAUGAGAUUAGCAUGCUUUUUAAGUAUGCUGGAAAUUAAGUUGACGUUUCCUAGAACCGACAAUUCUGGGAAAAGGUAAAAAGAAGUUACAUUUCAUGUUCGUUAACAAUGUUACUUGAAAAUUAUUCAAAUCCGUGAAUUUUAAAUUAUAAUCAUCAUCGCAAAGUUAUGGAUAGGCGAACCAUUUCUCAAAACAUUGUAUCAUUAUGAUGAUGCUUUUCCUGUAUUUUGAGGCUAUUCCGCAGUAAAAAAACAUUCAUCUUUUCUGGCCUGAACAAAAAAUGCCGUAAAAAACUCACUAAGAACAAUGGGAAAAAUUGGAAAUAAUACAUCAUUGGAAUUUAACUACUGUGGACAUUCACAUUUCUGAAUGCAAUCACAUUCUUAGAUUAAAGUCUCUCUUUCUUUACAACGAAGACUAGGCGCUACAAUAACCUACUUGUUAUUCUUCUCAAUAUGUAGAAAGUGCAGAAUGAAUAUUCACCGCUCACUUCGUGCCCUGCAUGAACGUUGCGUGUAGCAAUUUUUUGCAUAAAACUUCUUUAUUCUGCUCUGUGCUGUAUUUCUGCCACUCGCAGAAAAAUUAAUACACUUCCUGCUUACACCACAGCUGAGCAAAACGAGAGUGGUGAAUCACGCUAGUGAGAAAACACAGAAGUACACCUCGGUACGCACUGCUAAGAUAAAUUUGGUAGCAUUCGAGCAGAGCCCAGUUUAACAUUUCUUUAAAUUUUCAUUUUUGAUUUGGCUGAAACUUUUCAUAGACGUUUGCUAUAGGCAAAAGAUGCCAUUUCGUGCUAUUGGUUUAAUUUUUUGAAACACGACCUCUUUUUGAGAAGCUAUUGAAAAAUGCUAUUUUGGAAUAACAAAUAUUUUUAGGGCCAGAACGGAUUGUUUCAUCGGUCUGACGUUUUAGACAAAGAUUUAGAUGAUAAUUUUGUCUCUCCGAAAAAAAAUAUACACUCUAAAAAAAAUUUUUUUUUUGAAGUUAAUAGAAAAAUAAAAAAUCAAUCAAAAAGCUCAUUUUUGAAAAAAAACUAGUUUUUUAUAAAAACUACAAAAGAUUACCUAAACAAUGCAGAAAUCAAUUUUCAUUUAACUCUUUUUCAAAAAAUAAUAAUUUCUUUAGAGUGUAUAUUUCUUUUCGAAAAACAAAAUUAUUAUCUACAACGUUGCCGCGAACGUCACACCGAUCAAACAAACCGUACUUGCUCUAAAAAUAUUUGUAAUCAUCAAUACCUUCCUGAAAUAUUAUUUUUCAAUAGCUACUCAAAAAAUGAGUCGUGUUCCGAAAAAUCAAACCAAUAGCACAAAAUGGCAUCUUUUGCUUAUAAAAACGUCUAUGCAAAGUUUCAGCUUAAUAAAAAAUGGUCGAUUAAAUUAAUUGCCUUUUUUUGUGGAAUUGCUCAAGAGCAAACAUGCGCGCAUAUGCGUAACGUACGGCUGGAUUUAUUUUUUUUCAGUUUCGAGAUAAAAAACAAACAAACGCAAUCUACUUUCCCACCUACAUGCUCCCCUCAUUCGAUAUAAGCUUAAGAGACUUACAUUAAAACCACUGCAGUGAGAUCUGUUGGGUUGUUAUUGUGCGUAUUGUCCUCUCGUGUGAGAAAGCUUACCGCCGAUUUCGAUACAAUUAUACCACAUAAUUUCAGGGGAUGUGAAAAUUUUAUACAAAAGUUCACGUCCCUCAACCGACGUGAAAACUAUCAAACUACAAAAAUCUACGCCAAUAAUUUGACAGGUCAAAACAAAUCAUAAGAACAUAUUUACCGUCAUGGGCAAAAGAUAUAUUCAUGCGAAAAAGUUUCAACAUCUUCCCACAUGUUCAAUUUAUUAUUUUUCAAAACGUGUGAACGAGGUCAAAAAGUUAUGAACCCACAAAGUUUUGAUUUCGAUAAAAUAAUGAUGCUGUGCAAAAAACAUGUACAUGACAGAACUAAAUAAUAGCGUCAGUAUUAAAUGAAACAUGAUUGCAAAUUAAUAAAUUACCAUUAGAUCAUUGAAAACUAUCCAAUUUUGAUGAAUUGUGCAGUAUUUAUUACUUUAAGAGAAUCGUACUUUUUAGAGAAAUUUCCUAAUAUGUCUUUCUUAUUGAUUUUAUCUGUAUCAUUAAGACUUUUCUGCUACAAAUGGUUUGUUAUGCGGUAUGGUUUCGCAUCUUUCUAAGUCUGCCUAUUUAUAAUAAUAUUUUGAUUGCUUGAAUGUCUUUCAAUUUUUUUUAAAUAAAUAGUUUUUCACUAUUCGCGCAAAAAAAAAAAUUAAAACUUCCAAGCAAAGUUAAAAUUUAGACAAAAUCAGUCCUUACUUUGCAAAAAAUAAUGAUCGGGAAAAAUGCUAAGGUUCUUAACUUGCGGCUUGUUGUUCGCCCAGAUGUCUUUGAUUCUGACCAUUGUUAUAGUUACGAAAAGUUUCGAAACAUUGGAUGGCAAGAAAACCAGUUAAAUAGAUGUGGAAUAAUUCAAGCUUUACUUGAAGUAAAAAUUCUACAAAUAUUAUAUUGUAUGGUAUAAUUUGGACACUAUACCUUAUUUGUUUAUAAUUUAAAGGGGUCAUUCACAUUCGCCGUGAACAGCUUUUUUGGGGAAAGGAGGAUGCGACAUGUCUACGAAUUAUACAAAAUUUUUAGGAAAUGGGCGGUAAUUCGGUAAUUCAAACAUAGUUUUACUGCUUCCUCGAAAUGCUAUCAAUUCAAGCAUGCUAAAUUUUAUAAAUCAUGAGCAUUAUCAACAUGUCACAAACUAGAAACCAGUGAUUAUUUAUAUUUAGUUCUUCUAAAUAAAACGAGCUGUCGUUCCUUACUACACUAGAGCUAACAAACGUAUCAUUGCAUCAACCGACCAGCCACAUUAAGCAAAAUGCAUCUCAUUGUACAUUUUGUACAGUUAUUAUAGCAUAUUUUAAAGAAAUACAAAACAAAAUACUAACAGCAUUUGAAAAACCAAGUGACGAUUGACCUUUUUUCUAAGAAACAAAACAAACUAACAUAUAUAGUUAUACUUGACAAGAAAAAAAACAAAAACAAACCAUCAUGCAAUUCAUUAAUUACAACAUUUAAAACACAAAAUGCAAGUACUAUAGCAGAAUUGAAUCUUUUUAACGCAAACGAGAUAAAAUAGUGAACAAAACAAGUGUAAACUCAAAUCAAACUAGACUCGAAAGGCCCGCUAAACGUAAAAAAAUCAGAAUCUCGCUAAAAGCGACUGUGUACGGCAAAAAUGAACUAAGUUUAAAGGAGCGAAUAUGGAAAAAAGUUUUGCCUUCGCUGCCUCUAGCCUGCCUAAUUUUGUUAAACCUUCGCUUUCUCGCAUGCGUCAACAGGUCACACUCAAAACAAAAUCCUCCUUAAUUCACUUCACUAGUUUCGCGAUUCGCAUUCAAUAUCAGUGUCCUCAAUAUUAGCAUGUAGUCACCACAGCAGUAUAAAAUGAAUACGAAACAAAGUUGUUAAAAGAAGUAAAACAAGCAACUAAUUGCAGGUAUCAUUAGUUAUGGCAGAAAUAGUAACUAUUAGGUAAACCCGACGAAACAGAAUAUAAUUUUAAUUACGAAUUAACUGAACAAAAAAGUGUGAUAAUUUAUUGAGUAAUAGUUUUUUUUUCCUUAAUUUUAUUAUUAACAUCUGUCAUCCAAGCAGAGACUAAGUUCCCCAGGAGAGUGAUCCUGUUAUGUUUUGUUACAAAGCAAUAUUACUAUUAGCGACCGUUUCUAGGCAACCCAAACAGUUCAAUUUGAGACAAAUGCAGCAAGCGCUGACCAGAAAUGAAACUGAAAUCAACCAACCGAGAACAAUGCCCAGAGAGAGUUUUGUCUCGUAACAUCAGCACCACAAGAGACACAAGAAAACAAAAACAAAACUAGACUAUUUUUGUAAGUCGUAAAGAGCAAUAAUUGAAAAGUAAAUAUAUGACAAAACUAUUUUAAGAAAUAAAUUAAAAAUAUUAUAAUUAAAAUUUA